This is a messenger RNA of Impatiens glandulifera, 651 nucleotides long. Its product is annotated as zinc finger CCCH domain-containing protein 54-like. Lineage: Eukaryota; Viridiplantae; Streptophyta; Magnoliopsida; Ericales; Balsaminaceae. The record is from RefSeq and is a predicted model, not a curated record. Gene Ontology annotation, molecular function: metal ion binding. The coding region runs from base 1 to 651 and encodes 216 amino acids. The transcript has a single exon.
AUGAGUUCUGGGCAUUCUGCUAAUGAUUUGUAUGAAAUCUCAAAUUACUUGUUACAGGACGCCGUAUAUGCGUCGGAUGAAUUCAGGAUGUUCGGAUUCAAGAUCAAUAAAUGUCCGAAGACGAGGAGCCACGACUGGACGCUCUGCCCAUUUGCCCACCGGGGAGAGAAAGCCUGCCGCCGGGAUCCACGUUACCACAACUACGAUGCGGUUGCAUGCCCGCAUUUCAGGCUUUCCAGUGAAUGCCCUCAAGGCCAGUUAUGCCCACAUGCUCACGGCGUAUUCGAAUACUGGCUCCAUCCUGCCAAGUAUCGGACUAGGGUCUGUAAUGCGGGUAAGUUUUGUACUCGAAUAGUCUGUUUCUUUGCUCACAGUUCAGAUGAGCUCCGACCUGAACCCGAGCCUGAAUCUGAGCCGGAACCUGAAGUACCGGAACUCAGCAACUUCCUCCAGUUCCAGUCAUGCAUGUAUGGGAUCGGAAAACAGACCGGUGGUAACAAUGAGGCGGCGGCGGCGGCGGCGACUGAAGAGGCGGUGGAGUUAGAUUUCCUGGCGAGUCUAAGUGGGUUGAAGCUGGCGGAGGCGGAAGAUAUGCCGUGGAAUGUCAUAAAGAAGAUGAUUGCUGUCGAUGGAUCCAAGGAUCCGGCCUAA